Messenger RNA from Arachis ipaensis, 1665 nucleotides. RefSeq names its product Haloacid dehalogenase-like hydrolase (HAD) superfamily protein. Lineage: Eukaryota; Viridiplantae; Streptophyta; Magnoliopsida; Fabales; Fabaceae. The record is from RefSeq and is a predicted model, not a curated record. Gene Ontology annotation, molecular function: hydrolase activity.
UUUCUACUCGUUUCUAAAAAUAGAAUGGAAUAAAUAAAGAAAAGAAAACAAAACAAAACUACAAAACCCAGGCAAAGCCGUAUCGUGCCGGCGUGCUGCCAUGGAAGCAACGGUGCUGAGUUCGACUCUGCAGACGCGGACACUGCGUCUUCCAUGCACAUUCAGUUACAAUAACUGCUAUCUUCCCUCAACCUUCUCCCGUCGAUGCUCCUCCACUCAUCCUCGCCCUCAUUAUCGUCAUCAUCAUCACCUUACUCAACUUCCAGCUUUCAAUUCAAAGCCUUCGCGCUUUGCUCGUUUAUCUCCGCUAUGCUCCUUAUCCAGCGAGCACUCUCAGGAAUCUUCUGACCUCGCUGUUCUUCUCGAAGUCGACGGGGUUCUUAUGGACGCAUACCGAGUGGGUAAUAGAUUAGCAUUCAAUAAAGCAUUUGAGAAGCUUGGGCUUGACUGUGCAAACUGGACUGAACCUAUCUAUGCAGAUCUUUUAAGGAGAAGUGCGGGAGAUGAAGAGAAGAUGAUAAUUCUGUAUUUUAAUCGAAUUGGUUGGCCAACUUCAUUGCCCACAAAUGAGAAGGGACAGUUCACAAAAAGUGUUUUACAGGAAAAGGAAAAGGCAAUGGAAGAGUUUGUGAUGUCAAAAGACCUACCUUUGCGACCUGGAGUUGAACAGUUUAUUGAUGAUGCGUAUAAUGAAGGAAUUCCAGUAAUAAUACUUACAGCCUACAGUAAAAGCCGUGAUAAUAUUGCCAGGACCGUAAAAGAAAAGCUUGGUAAUGAUCGAAGCAUAAAGGUAAUCACUGUGGGGAAUACAGAGGUUGAGCAAAGUUUAUAUGGCCAACUAGUCUCAGGAAAGGUAAUUUCUUCUGGUGUGGAUGAAGAACUUGCCAAGGAAGCCAAAAGAGCAGUCUCUGCUGAGAAACAAAGGUUAGCAAAGGAGGUUGCAUCCAUGCUGAAGUUGAGUGUCGAGAUUGAUACCACCUUAUCUGAAAGUAUAGAUAAGAUUGUAGCUGCUCUACGUGCGGGAGCCGAAUAUGCUAGGUUACCUGUCUGCAACUGUGUACUUGUUGCAGGAAGCCAAACUGGAGUAGCUGGAGCUAAUCGGGUGGGAAUGCCGUGUGUUGUUUUAAGGAGCAGCUUGACAUCUAGGGCUGAGUUCCCAUUGGCAAAUGCUACCAUGGAUGGUUUUGGAGGUCCAGAUCUAACAAUCUCUAAAUUACGCAAUAUAUGCAAGAAAAAACAGCCAUGAUUGGAAAAGUUGAUAUUGGUUUAUCUUAUCCAAGAAAUUCAUCAUAACCACACUUGCUCUAGAUUUGAAGCUUUUCGUUGGCAGGAAAAGAGUAUGGCCCUCUAGAUGGAGUGUUUAUGAGUCUCGUCACUGAAAGCAUGUUUGUUGGUACAUGACAGAAUAUUCAUUUAAUGGUGAUGCUAAGCACCUUAGUUAACAAAUUCAUAGUGUAAGAUCAGACAAAUUAUACUAAUAACACAUGCGGGUUUGGAUAAAGAUAAUGUAACGAAUUCAAUACUAAUGUCAUGUCUCUCAGCAGCACAAGGAAAGGGAGAUAAAUAUUGUAAUUAUCAUUCUAUCAGUACUUGUUUAAUGUGAAACGCAUUUUACCUGAAUGAAAAUAAAAUGCUUCCUGCGCAGUAUGAUACAAGAUGAUUAUG